GGCGGCAGGCUGCAGCUGUGGCGACGCGCUCGGGGCCCGUCUCCGCGGCGCUCCCGGUAGCCAUGUACCGCAGUGGCUCCCGCUCCUCUGUCUCUUCGCACCGGCCGAAAGACGGCGGCGGGAGCGGCCCGCGAUCCAGCAGCCGUCCCGCGGGCUCCUCCUCAGGCCCGGCGCGCCGCCCCUCGUCGCCGCCGCCCUCUUGCUCCUCGCUGCGGCUCCCCUCCCGCCGGCACCGCUCGCCCUCAGGCCACCGCGGCCGCCGGGCCUCGCCGUCCCCGCCUCGGGGUCGUCGCGGCUCCCGGUCCCCGGCCCGUGGCCACCGGGCCUCGCCGUCUCCUCCUCGGGGCCGGCGGGCCUCGCCGUCCCCUCCGCGGGGUCGUCGUGGCUCGCCGUCCCCUGCGCGGGGUCGUCGUGGCUCCCCGUCCCCGCCGCGCGCCCGUCGUGGUUCCCCGUCGCCACCGCGGAGCCGGCGCCUUUACCCGCCGGGCCUGGCUGGCUUCCGAGGCAGCAUUCGAGGCGAGUCCCGCGCCGACUUCGCCCGGGACGGCCGCGGAGACCAUCCAGGCGAUGGCGGCAGUCGGAGACAUUCUCCUGGUCUGUGCUCUGAUUCUUCUUUGGAGCAGAGUUUAAGGAUCACAGUUGGCAAUGACCACUUCUGUGCUAGCACGCCAGAGCGGCGUCGGCUCAGUGAUCGGCUGGGGUCUCCAGUGGAUGGUCUGGAGGACGUUGGCAGGAAUGAUCUGACUGAUGAUUCCGUCUUUACUCGGAGCUCCCAGUGUUCUCGGGACCUUGAACGGUACAUUGCUCGGGAGGCGGGGCCACUUAAUCCCUUCUUGGGACAACCUGAUGAAGACUACCGACCAAGAGAACCUUUUCUUCAUCGAUCUGAAUACAGUCCCCAUGUCAGUUGUCAUGAUGAGCUGUUGAGGGGAGCAGAGCGGAACAGAGACAAACUCAAAAGCUCCUCCUACUCCACACGAUCUGAGGAAAGAAGCCGGGAGGCUAAAAGGCCCCGUUACGAUGACACAGAGAAGAUGCAUGGCAUAGGAGAUCACUCAAGUUUUACAUCUGGGACUCGCAGCUAUCGACAACGAAGAAGCAGCCCUAGCUUUCUAGACCCUGAGUUUCGAGAACUGGACCUUGCCAGGAGAAAGCGAGAGGAAGAGGAGGAACAGAAUAGAAGCUUGAAUCAGGAGCUGGUGGGUGUUGAUGCUGAUCAGGCUGGCUGUUCCGCCAUCCCUGGGUUGUCAGGUGUCCUAACAACAGGGGAGCCAGGAUAUUCUUUGCAUCGCCCUGAGGAAGUGCCUGUGAUGCCCAAGAAAUCCAUUCUGAAGAAACGAAUUGAAGUGGACACGAAGCCUUCGUUGCAGCUUGAGAGCUUUUCCAGUGGUACCAGCUCCAGCCAGGAUCGCCCUCUCUAUCCUGAACAUCCACCUCUUCCUCUAAGUGGUGCUAUUGCUGCUUUUGCUUCAGAGAUGGAAAACAAGGGAACUACAGUAGAGCCUGACCAGAAGGAAGUUCAGGCUAACCUGUACCAGUGGGGUCCCCUCCGUGAGAUACCUAAAGACAACAGUGAAAAAGCUGACAGUUUUCUGUGCUAUAAGGAAAAACUGGAUUUGAAGGCCGAGGGACGUGAGCAGCAUACAGACUUCUUACUGCCCCAUGAGAGAGCUAGUCAAGAUGGCAGUGGCUUUUCUCGAAUUUUAAGCAUGUUGGCAGAUCCUACCAGUACACAGGAGAAAAGACGACGUAGUUUCCCUGAUAUUGAGGAUGAGGAGAAAUUUCUCUAUGGGGAUGAAGAGGAGGAUAUAAAAUCAGAUUCUCCACCUAAGUCCCUCAGGGACCCUGAGAGUAAAGGUGUGAGACAGAAGGCAAGCUCUCUGCCUUCAACUCCAGCCAUAAAGCUAGAAUCACUAGAAGAGAGCAAUCCAGAAUAUGCCAAGAUUCAUGACUUGCUUAAGACCAUAGGACUGGAUAUCGGAGUAGCAGAAAUUAGCCAAUUGGCUGCACGCACCCAGGAGCGACUUCAUGGCAAGAAGUCUUCAUCCCGCUCCUUAGCUGACCGACGUUCAUCUGCUGACCGACACUCAUCUGCUGACCGCUGUUCCUCAGUUGACCACAGUUUCACAACUGAUGGGCACUCAUCAGACCCUCACAGCCUGGAGAGUAGGGAGGCACACAGCAAUACUCACUCCCCAGAAGUAUCCCAUCCACACCCAGCCUCCCCAGUGGAUCCUUACCUGCUCACAAAAAACAGCCCUCCAUUCCUAAAGUCUGACCAUCCAGUGGGUCACGUUUCAGGACCAGAGGCAGUUGGCAGUGGGUUUCAGUCAUCUGUUGCUGCUAGGUGCAUGCUGCCGUCAGCCCCAGCUACCCCGAUUAGACUUCCGCACUCGGCUUCUUUAUCCCAGUUUCAUAUACCAAGGGCCCCUCAGUUUGCUGCAGCUCGGAUAGCACCAAACUACCAGGGACCUGUCAUUCCCUCUGCUUCCUUUGAUGCUUAUCGGCAAUACAUGACGUAUGCAGCAUCAAGGUGGCCCAUGUACCCUGCCUCUCAACCAUCAAGCCACCCUUUACCUGAGGCACACAGGCUAAUACCAGCAACCAAACAAGCUACUCGUAGUCGUCCUAAUCUUCGUGUGAUCCCCACUGUGACUCCUGCAAAGCCCAAACAAGGAGUAUCAGUGCUAGGCUCAGUGUCUGUUAAGCGAGUUCCUGUUCGGGUGUCCAUUCCAUCACUUGUAAGAUACAAUCCAGAGAAGAUCUCUAACGAGAAGAACCGUGCCUCCCAGAAGCAGAAGGUUAUUGAAGAGAGGGAAAAAUUGAAAACCGACCAGGAAGCCCGGCAGAAGAAAAUGUUUUAUCUCAGGACUGAGUUGGAGCGGCUUCAUAAACAACAAGGGGAGCUGUUGCGGAAGAAACGAAGGGAGAAGGAUGGUCACAGAGACCCACUUCUGAUGGAGGUGGGUCGGCUUCAGGACAGCAUUAUGAAGGACAUUGCAGAGCUACACAGAGAGACAGAAGAAGCAGAAAAGAAGCAGUCUGAACUGGACAAAGUGGCCCAGAUCCUGGGAAUUGACAUCUUUGACAAAUCUCUGAAAUCGUCAAAUGACAGUAAAGAGUCUACAGAGAAGCCUGAAAAAGGAGAACAAUCUAAAAGCCCAGAAAAGGAGUUGUCACCCUCAAGCAGUUCCUCCAGCAACAAGGAAUCAAGCGUAAAUGAAAAGUCCUGUAUUAAGAACCCUAAUUCUACUGAGAGCCUCCAGCCAACUCCUAAGCAGUCUGAUCAGCCUGCUCCUGUUUAUGAGUAUUAUGAUGCUGGCAGUCACUGGUGCAAAGACUGCAACACCAUCUGUGGGACCAUGUUCGACUUCUUCACCCAUAUGCACAAUAAGAAGCACACGCAGACACUGGAUCCCUACAACAGACCUUGGGCUUCAAAGACCCAGAGUGAGGCUAAGCAAGACCCUGUAAAGCGAACUGACAAGAUAACUGUUCCUGCAAAAGGCUCUGAAUUUCUGAUUCCCAUCACUGGAUUUUACUGCCAACUUUGUGAGGAAUUUUUGGGGGAUCCAAUUUCUGGAGAGCAACAUGUGAAGGGUCACCAGCACAAUGAGAAAUACAAGAAAUAUGUGGAAGAAAACCCAUUGUAUGAAGAACGAAGAAAUCUAGACCGCCAAGCUGGCUUGGCUGUCGUCCUGGAGACAGAGCGACGACGGCAAAAUGAGCUAAAGCGCAAACUUAGUGAGAAGCCAAAGGAGGAGAAGAUAGAAAAAAAGGCAAAAACUGUGAAAGAAGCAAAGGAAGAUGACAAAGCCUCUGGAGAGGUAGAGGACCAACUCUCUGAGGGUGGGAAUUCCCCUGAGAAAGGUGAAAUUAAAACAAAUGCUAGCCCCAAACUUCAAGUAAAAGAAGAAGUAAAGAAAGAAUCAUCAAUAGCAUCUUCUUUUGGGAAGUUCAGUUGGAAGAAGCCAGAAAAAGAAGAAGAAAAAAGUUCAGUGUUGGCUCUAAGUACCCCUAAGGAAGAUAAUGUGGAAAACAGUAAGGACAAAGAUGAUGGAAAAACUGAAGUUGGAAAGGCAAAGCCCAUCAAAAUCAAGCUUUCUGGGAAAACCGUUGUUGCACAUACCAGCCCCUGGACACCUGUUGUUACAACUUCAACGCAGACUAAGAUCCGACCCAACCUGCCUAUCCCAUCCACAAUACUCCGCAAGUCAGGUUCAGCCCCCGUGAGCAAGCCUGCUCCUCUGAACACCUUUCUGUCUAUCAAGUCCUCUGGGACCUCUGCCAAGCCUCUGCCCGUGGUUAAAGAAUCGUCCUCGGAUCUUCUCUUGCCUCCAGAUAUCAUCUCCAAAGCUUUUGGAGGGGAAGAGGUGGUUCUGAAAGGGUCUCCAGAGGAAAAAGUGGAGCUGGCUGAAAAGAACGAGUCAUCCCACGUACCUGAGCAAAUGUUGGCUCUACUGCCACCACCACCACCACCACCUCCACCUCCACCUCCACCACCUCUGGUUAUACCUCAUCUAUCUGCCCCCUCUCCUGCUCAAGCAAAUGUUGUCUUAACCCCAGUAAAAUCCACUUCAGGUUUAUCUCAGACUCUCAGUCUUGGCUCUCAAGGUCCUAACAUUUUAAAGCCAGGGUUGCCUGUGACCUUCAUGGCUGCAGAACAACCAGCUGCCAUUCCUUCUGAUGAGACAGCUCCUGGGGUGAGUGAGAGUGACCGGGACCAGACCCUAAUCUCUAUUUUAGUACGGCCUCCACCACCCCUCUCAAGUGUAUUCAGUAAACAGGCCAAAAAAUUAGAAAAACGAAACUCAUGCUUAGCCACAGCCAAUGCUAAGGACCUGUAUGACAUAUUUUACAGUAGUGGUGGAAAGGGGGCCCAUGAGACUAAGCUGAGUAGUAGUCCGCUAGCCAAUGGGGAAAACAACGGCCUCUCUAGGACGGGAAGUUCAGAUAUCUCCACCACUUCUGAUCUGAACAGUGGUGUGUCCCCAGAGGGCCUGCCUGCAGAGAGUGGCUUGGUCACUCCUCCUGUAAUCAGCAAACUUGACAAUCCCAUUUCAAAAGGACUAGUGUCCAUAGGGAAAUGGUCCGUUGUAGAUCAUAUAGACCCCAAAAGCAGAGACAGCAGCUAUAGCUUCCUACAGCCUCUGACAAGAUUAUACCAAAAUAGGCCCUAUGAAAUGGUUACCCAAAAGACAGACACUUUGGCCAUAUGGACUUCUGGUUCCUUCCAGAAUAACACUGAUAAGGACAGACCCCUAGAGGGGAAAAUCAAACUUGACCUGGGAGAGCCGGGGCCACUUGGUACAGACUCAGCUUCUCAUCUGUCAGAUACACUCUGUCAUACCAAGGGACCUCAGACGUUGGUAGAAAUUAAUCUCAUAGAGAACCAGAACAAGACUCAAGAGCCGUGUCAGUCUGAGGAUUGUAGAGAAAGCCAAGAGGGGAGAGACCCUGAAGUAAAAGGAAAGGUAGCAGCUGAAGAAGGAUCAGGCGCCAGCACUGGGCUCCACAGCAUAGAAGACUCUAAUGUGAACCAUGGCAAUGGAGACGCAUGGGAAGGAGAAAUAGGACAACCCCAGCUGUCAACCAGUGAGGCACAACAGUCUAGGGAAGUGAUGAUAGGACGUGAAAAUACAACUAAAGUAGUCACUGAAUUGAGUCAGUCAGUCUCUUCCAAAAGGGCAAAACCAGACUCAUUUCCAACGUUGCUCCAGAAUCCACAAGAUGUGCCUGAAUUACUUCUGCCCCCAGCUGCAUCAGGUACGUGCUUAAAGAGACAAGAGACUUGGGAGAGCCCAAAGAAACCAGGAGUGGAAGCUGUGGGGCUGCAAGAUACCUGUCCAGCACUAACAGUGACAACAGAAAGCAAAGCUUGGGAAGACGUUGAAGCUGCACACUUAAAAGAAGAGGGGCUUGCUGCCCCAAGGGAUCUGGGGGAUGUGCGUGCUGAUAUCUGCAGUACUCAGAGAUCACCAACUGCCCUGUCACAGAAAAUGUGUGAAGAAAAUUCUGUGUUAUCUGUAAUGUGUAAUCCUUCCAGUCCCAGUGACUUUGGUCCAAUACCAUCUUUUUCUGGGUUUCCAUUAGAAUCUCCCAAGACUUUGGUGCUUAAUUUUCAAACAGAAGGUGAACGUAGCUCAUCUAACUCCAGAAAUGGGAGAAUCACCUCUAGCUGUUUGGAACCUGGACACCCCAUGGGAAAUGUUGACCGAGACUUAGGAGGUGAGAGGACACAGCAGGCUCUUGAUCUAUUGGCUGGGGGAAUGUUGUCUGAGGAAGUAAAAGAAACUUCACAACUGCAGAAAGACUUACUCAGAAUGGAAUCCACAGCAGUCAGCCCUGCAGGCCUUGGACCGUCUCCCUGCCUUCCAGACCUUGUUGAUUUUGUCACAAGGACAUCUGGAGUUCCAAAAGAGAAACCAUUUUCUCCACUCUCUGAGCCAGAUGACUUUCUUAAGUGUAGUUCCUUGGAGAUGGGAUCACCACCACUAGAAAUUCUGAAUCUCUCUAUCUCAGAGGUAGCAGUUCCUCAAGUAAGCGAGGACAAUGACAGUGCUUUGAAUUUGGUAAAAACUCCAACCUCAGGGUCCCCCUCAAGGGAUCAGGUAGUUGGAGGCAAUAUGGGCCCUCAGGAAAUGCCUGAACAAGAAGCUGCAGUUGACGUCAUCCCAGAGCACACAAGGUCCGGUGUUCAUGACUAUAACGGCCAGGGCUACCUGAAUGGAUGAAUCAUUGGGUUUUAGCAAUUGGACCCCAGCUGAUCCAAGAC
This is a messenger RNA of Acomys russatus (golden spiny mouse), 6775 nucleotides long. RefSeq names its product zinc finger protein 318 (gene Znf318). The record is from RefSeq and is a predicted model, not a curated record. Gene Ontology annotation, molecular function: nucleic acid binding; zinc ion binding. The transcript is spliced from 10 exons. Gene Ontology annotation, biological process: negative regulation of DNA-templated transcription; positive regulation of DNA-templated transcription. Lineage: Eukaryota; Metazoa; Chordata; Mammalia; Rodentia; Muridae. Gene Ontology annotation, cellular component: nucleoplasm. Bases 63 to 6734 code for a protein of 2223 amino acids.